UUGUCACAUGCUCAAAUUAACCGCCACAGUUGGCCUUUUGGUGUUACGGGACCGUUGAAUUCGUCGUGAUAUUGUAUAUUGAAGACCGACACUUGUUCUUAGACAGGUCUAAAUAUGCUUGUGUUGGGAAAUGUUGUCUCCUAGCUUAAUGUCGACAGUCUUCUCUCAGAUAGAGUCCCUAGUUUUUUUUCGGAACAAAAAGAAUCACAAGACAAACCAGUCAGAGAUUAAUCAGAUAAUUAAACUUCAUACAUUGGAAACAGAACGCCACUUUGUACGCUGUUUAUUCUCUUCAGUUAAUUGUUUAAAUGAAAAUAAAUCCCCAAAAGACAUUUAUCAGGCUCAAUAUUUCAGUCAAGAACUCGGCAAGUUAUUGUCAAAGUCGAAUUUCGUGUCACUUGUUUGCUAUUCUAUAGAAAAUCCUCUGCCAACACACAAGAACAAUAGAUUAUUGUCGACAAGACUAUUUUCUCAAAUUACUCAAAUUUCAACACUUAAUCGUCUCCAAGAGGUGAUUCUUGGUCUUUCACUUACACAUUCAAAUGAUCCACAGCUUAGUGCUCAUGCAAAACAAUGGGUUCAUCAGAAACUACCAGAAUUGGUAACUACACAUCUUGCUGUGUAUGAUGUACAAACAACAAGUGGGAGUUCGUUAAAAUAUCUUCAAUCCAAGGCGGAGCCACAGACAACAAAUACUUCCAUAUCAAAACCUGUUCAAGAACAACCUUUAAAUACUGGAAGUUUACAUGAGAUCAGUACAGAUUUAUUACAUUUCAUCUUAAGUCAUCUAUACGAGGAUGUUGAACACUAUGGCCUUUCAGAUGAUAUACUACUCAAUUUUAUCAGUUCUUUACGUAAAGAAUAUCCUCGUAGUCGUUUGUCAUUAGUGCUCAAUACCUUAUUAUAUCCAGAUAUUAUCGGUUAUCCAUUUUUGAAAACCUGUCAAUUGGAAUUAAAUCUAAACAAUCCAAGUAAAGUUAUCGGUCAACUUGGUUCCCCUAUUAAAACUAAUUCUACAGUGAAUAAUGGAUUAACAACAACUACAUUAUCAUCAGUUUUCACAAAGUCUUCAAUAUGUGGUUGUGGACUGUCGUCAUCGUCAUCAAAUAAUCCUUAUUUGAUUGCAGAUCUUUUAGAAGAAUUAGGCUAUGAGUGUACAAAAACUCUAGAGUCAACCCGUUCAGUAUUGUGUAAUUUUGAUGUGGACGAUUUGAAUCCGUUAGCUAUUGCCAAGUGUUUAUGUUUAUUUCUUCGAACUACUGAUGGACAAUUGAAUAAAACAAACCGUAGUAACUCGAAUGAUAAUACUACAUUUUACAAUAAUACAAUAUUCCGUUAUGAUGAUAAUGAUAAACAAUGUGGUUCAGAAGAUAAACAGUCAGAUGAAUUAAAUACCCCAUCAGUAUUGUCGUCAUCAUGGAAUAUAGACAACUUUUUCACUGUUCUUUAUGAAUUAAAUCCAAAUAUACAACUAACUAUAAUUUUAAACGAAUUAGAUUGUUCAGAAUUUAUGAUAACAAGUCGUCAAUCUUUCCAUUUAUUUAAACAAUUUAUUUUCAAUCAUAAUCAAUUUCAUAUAUCAGCUGAUUAUUUCUAUCGUUCAUGGAACAAUUCACUUGGACAAUUAAGUUUACUUCAGUAUUGUUCUGUAUAUCCUGAUGUAAUUUGUCUUGCUUAUUGGCCACAUCGUUGUAUUGAUAUAAGUAUGUUGCAAAUAUCAUUUAAUGAAGAUGAACAGACAAGGAUACAAUUAUGGAAGAACAUUGAUUAUGUUCAAGCAUUAUUGAAUUUAUCCGAUAAAGGUUUAUACUCUGAUGUAUAUAAAUUGUUUAAACAAGUGUUUUUUCUAUAUCCAGAUAUUUUGACUGCUACAUUACUUGAAACGAAUUUUGGUACAUUACGUAAUGUAAUGCUUGGUCAUGCAUUUGUUUAUUUUUUAACAACUCGAAUUAAUUCACAUAUUCUUCUUCAAACAGCAUGGAAUGGUGGAAAGUUAAACCUACUAAACGGUACAGAUUUACAACAACAACGUCAUUUAUUCAUAGCUUCAUGUAUAGAGUAUACAGCUCAAUUGAUGACAUCUGACGGAUCAUUGGAACCCAGUACAUUAUCAUCAUCUACACAAAUUUCUGACAAUCAUCAACAUAUUUUAAAUAAUUCUAAUAAUAAUAGUAAUAAUCUAUCAGCAAAUUUUUCACAAUUCAUUGAAUUAUUAAUCAGUAUUAAUGAUGAUUCCAAUACACAUGGAUCAUCUGCUAUCUUACCUAUACUAUUAGGUACCACUGAAUGUUUAUCAAUUGCUGUAUCCAAUUUAUUAAAUCCAACUAAUUUGAUAUUAAAUCAUGAUAAUACUUUAAACAAUCUAUCAGAAUCAAUGAAUGACAAAUUCAUUGGUACAAUUAAUCGUUUACCUAUUCAUUUAUUAUUACCACCAAAUCAUGCAAUUGAUUUAACUUUAGUUUUAAUUGUAUCUAUGACAAAUGUAAUUCAUUCAAAUAAAACAACAACAACAACAACAACGAUUAAUAGUUUACAAAUAACUACUAAUUCAGAGAUCACUACUAAUACAUCUACUGCUGCAUUAGCAUCUAUUCAAACUUCAAUUAAAUCAUUUUUAUCACAAUGGUUUAUUGAACAUUUUCAUGAUAAAAUAACAGCGGAUCCUUUUGCACUGGGUGUUGUUGAUUAUUUACGUGCACAUUAUUCAUCACAUGUAGCCGCCACCAAUACAACUUUCAUUUCACGUAAUAAAUUAGCUUUACCUAUGGAAAUUCGUAAACCUUCACUUAGUUUAUUGACGCAUAUUAUACAAUCAGCACAAGCAGCUCUUAGGUAACCUUUUUAACUUUUACUUUGAUGUUGUUGUUUUUUUCAUGUAAAAAAUUCGUUUCUUUUGUACUAUAGUUAGUUAUAACAAGAACUGAACAAUUGAACAUCAAUUUGUUGAAUUAGGUUUGAGCUACACCUUAUACUGUAAAGACUAGUCGUAAUAUUAAAUCCCUUAUUUUUUUAAAAAAAACAUAUUAGGCGGACCCACUUGUUGCUAUCGGAUUAUCGAUUGUUGGAUGCAUCUCAUCACCAGGCCAUUGUUAUUGGCCACCUCAAGUCCUACUGUAUUCAACUAGUUCAAACAGUACUGGUGUGUGUGUGUGUAUGGAUUAUCCGGAACACCAUUUUCAUACUUGUGUAUGUGUAUGUACAGCAUAAAAAUUACUUGUCUCUUGCAUAAUCCCAGUCAAGUUAUUACAUCAUAUAGUAAUGAAAAGUAGUACUAAUGGGCGGUUUUUUGGCAAUUAUUUUGUCUUCUGUUUUAAAGUUAAUUAGUGCAUGAAAUUAUGUAAUCUUAUGUAAAUAGGUGGACAGUGAAUUUAAUGUGUAGAACUCAGUCUAUUCUCACUUUUGUUCAAGAUCAUCUAAUUUUAUUACAAUUCCAAAAUCCUCAUCUGGAAUUGAUCUCAGUCAAAAAAAGUAUUGGAAAUCAAUAAGCAAUUGAUAAUUUUUUCAUUUUAAGUUGAAACUCUUUAACAGUACAUAUUUACAACGCCCAACAUUUUGGUUCAUAUCUACAAGUCCUUAAAGUUUUGUGAGAAGAGAGUAUGAUGCCAUUCUAUCGGAACCUCAUUGGUUACACUUCUACAAUUUUAUUAGAUUAAGGUGUCAGACGUUCUGUUUAUGAUCAAAUACAACACACACACAUGAAAUAAAUCACGGUGAUUAGGUGGGUCCUUGUUAAGGUUCGCGCGAUAACUGCGAUCAAUGGUUGAAGACUUCGGUUAACUACUCAAAAUCUAGUCAUAAUGCAGUAGAUACAUUCACUCUAGAUCUUGGAUUUUAGUAUUCGUUCAUACAUUAUGUUUCGGGGGCCCCACAUACCCUGGUACGGCCGAGAGUGGGGAUAGUCCACUCUCCCUCUCGAAAUGCUCUCACAUAGCCACGCUUAUAUAGCCUCUGCCAGGGAAGUCCUACUCAUUGCCUUCUCGUGGCCGGGGUGUUGUUUACGCAAAUGAGAAGACGAAAAGCGAAUGCCCGGCGCUUUAACCGGAUCCCAAACCAAUGGUGCACAUGGGCUCCAGUAUCCUGCGGGAACAAAUGGCGUAUGAACCAAUCGUUGGUCACCGGCUACCAUGUGACUGCAUCUCCUUACAAUGCUCCACUGCCUUUUGGAUCGGACCUUCAGGUCGAAGGCUCAGGAUGUGGCCAUCUAAGAAAACCACCUGCUUCGGUUUGAGCACCCUGUCAGUAUCACAGCCCUCACAAAUAUCGAAUGAGAUUUGUGUGAUGCAUAUGUAUUUGGUGCCUCCUUGUACCAAUAUCUAUGUGUUGAAAUAAAUAAAAUACAUUAUGUUUUACCGAAGUAUAUCCUUAAGGUUUAAUCUUAGUCACUAUCACUACUAUUAUUAUUCGUUUUGUCAUAUGAAGAUAUGGUACGGCAACUUGAACACUAACAUUUGACUUUCUAUUGAUGAUAAUAUAACAUAAGCAUAUCUUCUAUAUUACUUCUAUUAUUUUGUUCAUUAUAUAAUUAAUUAAUUCUUUUUAAUGACGUCUUAUUGUAGAAUAUUCUCAUUGAUUAAAAUUAUUAUGUUUUUAUUUUUGCAAUUUCAUUCUACCAUUUGUACUACUUUACACAUUAAUGUAAUUAACCUAAUUCUUAUAUUUGUAUAAUGAGUUAGUCAGUACCAACGUAGAACUUCGUACGUACGUACAUCAGUUCGAGUUGCUACACCACAUUAGCACAGAGAUACAGUGGUCGAUUCAAAUCCCGUAGUGCUAGAUGUAGUAAGAUUAUAAACUGUAAUCAGAAAAAUUAGGGUUUGUAGAUGUUAUUCAAGGAGUAUAAUCCAGUGAAAUAAAUUUGGAAUGAAUAGUGAUUUAUUAUCAGAAUGGGUUUUGUGGAGAGUUUUAGAAAUUUCACAGGUUGAAAUAAUGAGUUAGUUGAAGCCCCGCGUGGUGCGGGAUCGUUGAUGCGCACUGCUGAGGAGUCCCAUACCAGGACGAAACGGCCGUCCAGUGCUUCCAGGUUUUCAAUCGUGGUCUAGCUUCAACUGACUCAUGAUUUCAACCUGUGGAAUAGUGAUUUAUAUUUAAAUGAAUAAUCUGAUCUUAUUUUGAAGCAUUUUAUUAUUGAAUAUAUGAUCGAAAUCUAAACAUAGAGAGUUUACAUAAGAUUUGUUAGUCAGUCAGUCAAUCAGCUCCAAUGUAGAACUAG
This is a messenger RNA of Schistosoma haematobium, 5209 nucleotides long. Its product is annotated as CCR4-NOT transcription complex subunit 1. Gene Ontology annotation, molecular function: molecular adaptor activity. Gene Ontology annotation, biological process: nuclear-transcribed mRNA catabolic process, deadenylation-dependent decay. Gene Ontology annotation, cellular component: CCR4-NOT core complex; P-body. Bases 131 to 2836 code for a protein of 901 amino acids. Lineage: Eukaryota; Metazoa; Platyhelminthes; Trematoda; Strigeidida; Schistosomatidae. The record is from RefSeq and is a predicted model, not a curated record. The transcript has 13 exons.